UCCACACUACACUCUACUCUCACACCAAAAUAAAAAGAAAAAACAUUGCUAAUCAAUAUCUUCUUGUGAUCAUCACAAAAACACAUUGAUCCAAGGCCACUUAAAAUCUCUUUCACCAUGAAGAUAAAGAUAAUGAGCAAAACACAUGUGAAACCAACAAAACCAGUACUAGGGAAGAAACAAUUCCAACUCACCACAUUUGAUCUUCCUUACCUUGCUUUCUACUACAACCAGAAGUUUCUGCUCUACAAGUUCCAGAACCUUCUAGAUCUUGAGGAACCCACAUUCCAAAACGACGUCGUGGAGAAGCUCAAAGAUGGUUUGGGUUUGGUUCUUGAAGACUUCUAUCAACUCGCCGGUAAGCUAGCCAAGGACGACGAAGGAGUCUUCCGUGUUGAGUACGACGCCGACGACGCAGAGAUCAACGGCGUAGAGUUCUCAGUUGCUCAUGCUGCUGACGUUACCGUCGAUGAUCUAACGGCUGAGGACGGGACGGCUAAGUUCAAGGAGUUGGUUCCUUACAAUGGGAUCUUGAACUUGGAAGGACUUACCAGACCUCUACUUGCUGUCCAGGUGACCAAGCUAAAAGAUGGGCUUGCAAUGGGCCUAGCUUUCAAUCACGCAGUCUUAGACGGGACUUCCACGUGGCAUUUCAUGAGCUCAUGGGCCGAGAUCUGCCGUGGAGCCCAAUCUAUCUCGACCCAACCAUUCCUUGACCGAUCGAAGGCGCGUGACACGCGCGUGAAGCUCGACCUUACCGCUCCUAAGGACCCCAACGAGACCUCCAACGGCGAAGAUGCCGCCAAUCCCACGGCGGUACCGCCGCAGCUUGUUGAGAAGAUCUUCAGGUUCUCGGACUCUGCUGUCCACACGAUCAAGUCAAGAGCCAAUUCAGUAAUCCCAUCCGACGGUUCAAAACCAUUCUCCACUUUCCAAUCACUCACAUCACACAUCUGGCGCCACGUCACCUUAGCGCGUGGACUCAAACCCGAGGACAUAACGAUCUUCACCGUCUUCGCCGAUUGCCGCCGCCGCGUUGAUCCUCCAAUGCCGGAAGAAUAUUUCGGAAACUUAAUUCAGGCGAUCUUCACCGGAACCGCGGCGGGGCUACUAGCGGCGCACGGACCGGAAUUCGGAGCUUCGGUGAUCCAAAAAGCGAUCGCGGCACACGACGCGCGUGCAAUCGACGCGCGUAACGACGAGUGGGAGAAAUCGCCGAAGAUUUUUCAGUUCAAAGACGCCGGAGUGAAUUGUGUUGCGGUGGGAAGCUCGCCGAGGUUUCAGGUUUACGAGGUGGAAUUCGGUUGGGGUAAACCGGAAAUUGUGAGGAGCGGGUCGAAUAACCGGUUUAAUGGGAUGAUGUAUCUGUACCAAGGUAAAGCUGGAGGGAUUAGUAUUGAUGUGGAGAUUACUCUUGAAGCUUCCGUUAUGGAGAAGCUUGAGAAGAGCAAAGAGUUUUUACUUAGUGAGGAGGAAGAAGAAGAUGAUGUUAAGAAGCUCACCAAUGGUAAUGGCCAUGUCAAUGGUAAUGGCCAUGUCAAUGGCAAUGGAAACGGAAGGUCACGCGAGUUACAUCAAUGGCGGAAUCUGAAUCUUCUUCUCCAAAACGGCUCUGCUUUUACUGAAUCGUUCUCCUCUGUUGUUGCUACUGCAAAAGAUCUGUGUCCUGAAGAUGAAAGAAAGAGGAAGACUUUCACAGUCUCUUACCUUAUUGAUUCAUUAGGGUUAACUACAAAACUCGCUGAAUCAAUCUCAAUGAAAGCUAAUUUCGAUGAAAAAGGUAAUCCAGAUUCAGUCUUGAAGCUUCUAAGAAGCUACGGAUUCAAAGAUUCUCAAAUCUCAAGUAUCAUUGCUACUUACCCACGAUUUCUUGUUGAGAGUCCUGAGAAAUCUCUUCGUGCUAAGCUUCAUUUCUUGAAGCUAAAUGGAGCUUCAAGCUCUGAGCUUACUGAGAUUGUUUCGAAAGUUCCUAAAAUCUUGGGGAAGAGAGGAGGUAAAUGGAUUAUUCAUUACUAUGAUUAUGUCAAAGAGAUCUUGCAAGAUCAAGAUACGAGUUCUUCUUCCAAGAGAAAGCAGACGAAUCGAAAUCGAAAUGUAUCGGUUUUGAGAGAAUUGGGAGUGCCUCAGAGACUGUUAUUGAACUUGUUGAUAUCUAGAGCUAAACCAGUUUGUGGGAAAGAAAGAUUUGAGGAAUCGGUUAAGAAGAUUGUUGAGAUGGGGUUUGAUCCGAAAAGUCCAAAGUUUGUCAAUGCUUUGUAUGUUUUCUAUGAGCUUAGUGAUAAGACGAUAGAGGAGAAAGUGAAUGCUUAUAAAAGGUUAGGACUUUCUUUGGAUGAAGUUUGGGCAGUUUUCAAGAAAUGGCCUUUCUCUUUGAAAUACUCGGAGAAGAAGAUUAUUCAGACGUUUGAGACUUUGAAACGGGUUGGUCUAACGGGUGACGAGGUAUGCUUAAUGGUUAAGAGGUACCCUGAAUGUGUAGGGACUUCAGAGGAGAAGAUAGUGAAGUCAGUUGAAACUUUUCUUGAGUUAGGAUUCACGAAAGACGAGUUUGUGAUGAUCAUCAAGCGACAUCCUCAGUGUAUUGGAUUAGCUGCGGAUUCAGUGAAGAAGAAGACCGAGUUUCUUGUGAAGACGAUGGGUUGGCCUUUAAAGGUUGUAGCUUCAACCCCUAUUGUGCUUGGAUUCAGCUUGGAGAAGUUUGUUUUACCGCGGUAAAUACGAGAGCAUGAUCUCACCGACUCUAAAACUUCUCCACCGCAAACACCACCAAAACGCGGUCUCAUCAGCCGCAAAAGACAGCUGGUGUUUCUCUCCUUCAUGAUAUUACUAGCCGCAAAAGGACUCGUCGGAAUCGGAGAGAUAGCGUUUGUAAUCUUGUGUUAUAUCUACUUGUAUGAGUUUCUCUCAAGAUUUGCCUUCCCUCGCAAGCAAACAGAGCAGAAGAAGAGACUCUCAAACCCUAAAAACAAACUCUUUCAAGCUUACUUCCUCGCCACUGCAAUCAUAGGCCUACUCUUCCCUAUUUGUUACAUCGGAGAUGGAAUAUACCGGGGAGACAUUCACGGUGCUGGAGCCGCCGCACCACAUCUAUUCCUCCUCUCAGGUCAAGCUUUCACAGAACCUAUUGGUUUCUCCGACAAGUUUUCUAUGCCAAUAGGUAUUCUUGGACCAGUCUUCUACAACGCUCGUCGCAUUUUCGCUCUUCUGGAUUGGGUUAAAGCAGAAUUCUCCGAUACUCAACGUCCUGGUGGUCCGGUGAGAUUAUACGGAGGAAGAGUGAUUGCAUCGGUUAACACAGUGAUGUGGUUUUAUAAUCUGUUUGGUCUCUUGUUGCCUGUGUUUCUUCCUCGGUCUUGUGAGAUUUACUUCUCCGGUGAUAACAAAGAUGAUUGAAUGAAUGAUUUGUAUUUGUCUCAUUUAGAAUAAAAAUGUUGAGUUGUU
Molecule: messenger RNA, 3441 nt
Organism: Arabidopsis arenosa
Lineage: Eukaryota; Viridiplantae; Streptophyta; Magnoliopsida; Brassicales; Brassicaceae
Source: the annotation of a GenBank genome assembly